Molecule: messenger RNA, 896 nt
Organism: Patiria miniata (bat star)
Lineage: Eukaryota; Metazoa; Echinodermata; Asteroidea; Valvatida; Asterinidae
Exons: 3
Coding region: 8-376 (122 amino acids)
Source: RefSeq, a predicted model, not a curated record
CUGGGCCAUGGUGGGCGUUGGUGCUGUGCUCCUGCUAGUGGGCGUGGUCCUGUUUGUCUUGGGCGUGGUUCCUGGAAGCAUGGCGGGGGAUGUUGUGAAAUGGCCUGGUGCCGUUUGCGGAGUUCUUGGCAUUGUGCUCCUUGUUGCAUCUGUGGCUGUAUACAUCAGUGCUUCAAGGACCAAAGACACUGAGAAUUAUUCAGUGACUAAUGAAGAAUCUACAGUAAGCAAGAAUUGUCGGAGUGACCGCCCACGUAGCAUUAUAAGAGAGCCCUCCCUCAAACCCAGGGGAGGUUGCGUCAAGGCAACGCCAGGAGGGUACACCAGCUUCCUGUACAGUCCUAACUACAAGGGGGAGGAGCCAACAGGUGAUUAAACCCCUCCUCUACCUGCCUCAGGCCCCGCCCCUGGCUACACCCCUUUCCCAAGGCAGGUUUGUCACUUGCAAUAUUCUAUUUUUGUAAUGUAUUCUGAAAUGUCUUUCAACACCUGAUGUGUAUUUUUGUUUUUAGACCAGAACUCUAGAACAUAAAAAUUUUAUGAUUAUAAUGUAUGAAGUACUAUUUUGUUGUUUUUAACCGAAACAAUUUUGUUUUAUCUUUUAAUUAUUUUCCAUCAUCAUGUGUGCAUUUUCUGAUUGAAAUAAAUUGUUUUUGGAAUUGGCUGUUGUGAAAUGUGGUUAUUAGUAAGAUAAUUUGGUUAUAUAGUUUCAAACAUACGAUGAUUUUCAUUUGAAUAUUGUGUUCUUUAUGGGAAAUUUCUUUCAACUGACCAGUGUGAUACGGACAUUACUUUCACAUUUAAUCUAUUUGGUUUGUUUCUAUUUAACACGUGUGUUGUGGAAUACAAUGUUCAUGUAAAAAUUAAAGUACAAAAAUGAAAUAGACAUGAAAUAU